This is a messenger RNA of Laetiporus sulphureus 93-53, 441 nucleotides long. RefSeq lists its product as uncharacterized. The coding region runs from base 1 to 441 and encodes 146 amino acids. The transcript is spliced from 2 exons. NCBI's taxonomy places the organism in Eukaryota, Fungi, Basidiomycota, Agaricomycetes, Polyporales, Laetiporaceae. The record is from RefSeq and is a predicted model, not a curated record.
AUGCCCUCUGCGCAGCGCUCCGGACGCACCGGCACCCUCGAACUAUUCGGCCUGAUAUUCAUAAUGCAGUGCUAUGCUACACGUAAGGAAUCGAGGCCAGCUGAGCAAACGCCCUCGCAGAGCCCGUCUGAUGAUCUGCUCAAACACCCGACGCGGUCCUUCACGCUUCCACUGGGCUCCCGGUACGUCCUCAGCUGCACGCGCCUGUAUCACCGCACUUCUCCCGGGGGCAUCUUCCACUUCUGUAUUCCGAAACCUGCACCGCCCGCGCGAGCGUCAGCCUCCGGGAGCAUCAAGCGUUCACACCCUCAAUCGCGCGCACGCUCAGCGACGGACGGACGUUGCUGGCGACGCGGUUUCGGGGCGCGCUUGCCAUACAUGUUGCUCAAGACCCGCGAGCUGCGCGUCUCACCCCGGCUCAGCGCGCUUGGCGGCUUCUAG